Molecule: messenger RNA, 3837 nt
Organism: Physella acuta
Lineage: Eukaryota; Metazoa; Mollusca; Gastropoda; Physidae
Product: protein DD3-3-like
Source: RefSeq, a predicted model, not a curated record
AACUUCUAUGAAUCCAUGUCAUUAGAACCGAUAUAUUUUCCUAUUUUUAGAACGAUACCGGCCAACCGAGCCCAAUGUGAUAACUACAACUGCGAUACUGACAGGCGGUAUCGAAUGCACGAAAACUACGCCUACUACCAGGAAUGUUCUCUAAGGGAGAGAAACAAAGGAUUGUUUACUGCUGAUCAGAACCUCAACAAGCAGGAAACAGCUCGCAGUACCAGACAGAACUCGCAGGGCACCAGGCGAGGCUACGAAUGUCCAGAAGAGAGGGACUACUACCCCUACUGGCACGCCUCCCCCUGGGUGGACAUAGCAGUUUUGACCAACAACGUCUCCAGGUGCAGCUACUACCAGUCAGAGAGCCAGAACGUCAAGUCCAGGUGGGCGUGUGUCUUCCCCCUCACUGUCAUGGAGAAUAUCAAGGACAAGGUCGUUCUACCUAAUGAUGAGCAGGACUGUAAGAAAUAUGAGCUACCCAAGAACAUAGAAGGGGAGGUAAGAAAACCUGAGUGGAAGGAGAUCCCAGCACACGGAGUUGCCGCCCCUGACUGCAGGGAGACAGAGUACACACGAGACAACCACCUGGGGAACGGGUACGGAGGUCACCCGUCUAUGUACAACUGGACCAUCCCCAGCUACCUGGAGCAUGAGAGCUGUGUCCUAAGAAUCAGGUAUAAUAUUUCUACUGGAGAUUAUGAUGGCUGGACAACCAACGCCUCAUCCAAUGGCAACCCAACAAAAAUCAGCUUAAAAGAAAAAUUUGGAUUUGCUAAUGACUCGCAGGCUAAAGCCAGAGGCUAUGAGUUCAAGAACAACCCAGUGGUGAAAAUUUUUCCAGGGCUGAACUUUGGCUUGAGACUGGCUAUCAACACUGCUCAGUUUGGUCGUGUGUUUCAGGACAGGAGCCACACGUUUGCUGUACGCAAACAACCAGAGGAUCUGUCGUGUGGAAAUAUUCACAACCUGAACGUGAGAGGUAAACGCGGCAACAUCGUUCAGGUGUACCCAGGUGUGGAGUACGACUUUGUACCUAAUGACCUUGUGAUGACCGUUGGAGAUUGUAUCCACUUACAAUGGACAGGUUCUAACACCAAUCCUAACAACAAUGAUGGCCAGGGGCUAGCUGGCACUGACCGGAACAACAUAGUUCUCUUGGGACCACAGGUUUACCCCAAGAAUAAUGGCUACACUGAACCAACUUACGGCCAUUUUGGAGUCAACUACGCCAUGAGUUCUGAUAACGCUACAUUCCUGGGUUUAUCAACACAAGAUGCUCUCACUCUCGCCUUUUUAAAUCCAGGUCAGUUUCGAGGCGAGGUCUCCGAGCUGGAUGAUGCAGGGACCUACUUCAACCUUCCUCCGAGGAAAAUCACACAGAAGGGAACCUACCACUACAUGAGCACAAGGAACAACAACUUCUCUAAUCGUGAUCAGAAGGGGCGGGUAACUGUGUCGACCACAACCACUGCGUCUGCUGCUAUUGGCAAGAUGGGAGGGACACUGGCUAUUGAACCAGGAAUAGCCAAAAUGGUGGUGGAGGCAGACACCUUUGACUCACUGCAGCAAGUCAGGAUUGAAAAGAUGCCAGUUAAGGAUGGAGAGCAGGCAAUGAAAGAGGUCAAUCGUGAAUUAAAGGAGGGAGACAACUACGCCAGUGAUUUCUACAUCAUCCACCCAGAAGUUCUGGUGCCAGACGUCGGUAAAGCUGUCACGCUGGAACUUAAGCUGUCUGACAGCUCCGGCAGCGUUGAAAUUUACCACGCCAACGCAGAUUUCUCUGGCUGGUCCAAAGUCCAGGCCAGCAUAGGGGAUAGUCGCGCUACGAUUCAGGCUCGCAGCGGUGGCGUGUACGUGGCCAGGACGGAGACGAACGUUGGCAUGAUCGUGGGGCUGGUCAUUGGCUCCCUGGUGCUUGUGGUGGUGGUCGCUGGCAGCAUCUUCUACUUCAGGAGGAACCCAUCCAAGUGGCAAGCUGUCAGGACCACCUGUAGAAAUGCUAAACGAUCUACCAGCAGCAAAAUAUAAAAAAAAACAUUCCAACUUGUGUUUGCAGCAGAUCCACCAAAAGUGCUUUUAAAUGAACAAAUUUAACACAAAUUGUUUAAGUUGAUUAGCAUUUAGUACUAAAUCUCAAAACUUUGCACAAUUUAUUUGUUAGGUUUUCAUGAAAGUAUUUAUCUUUUGCUAAUAAUUUAAUAAACCAUAAUUGUAGCAUAGUUAAUUUUGUAGAGGUACUUGAAAAACUUCAAAUAAAAUGUUUCCUAUAAUUGAUUAAUAAUUUUGUCAAAGGAAAGGAUGACCAUGAACUUAUUGAGGAACCUUUAAAUUGUUUACCUUGAAUUUACUUGUUACAUACACAUUCCCUGGCAUAAUAUUUCAACGAGCCACAGCUUUAUCAAAAUGUUUUAAUUGUUUUUUAUAUUAUUUUAAUGAGGUAUUUAAUUGACUGUUUUAACUGGUUAUCCCAGUGUUAACAACCUUACUUCAACAAUUAAAAUAUCAAGUUGUUUUCUGCCAUAGUAAUAAUAAACAUUUGUUCAAAAUUGUCAGAUAUGCCUGCAUCAGAAACAAACCAGAAUCGUUUCAGUUAUCUGAUACUAGUUGUAAUUGUAUUCAUUAAAAUUAUCACACUUAACAGAAAAAGUGAUUCCUGAUAUAAGGUGAAAGAUUUCCAUUUUAGAUUCUUCUGUCUGAAAAUUCUCCAAUGUUAUUGUUAGUUAGGUAUUAUAAUGUAACAUGAACAAAUGUAUUUGUUUACCUUUUUUCAUGUUUUGAUGUUUUCAAUAUUUUGUUAAGAAAUAUUGUGUAAACUUUUUUGUUACAUUUUAUGACCCAAUUAGUUCACCACCAGGUAGAAAUGUCCAUUUUGUAAUCGACUGUGUAAGUUUAAAGUUAAUUAGUGCCUUGAAAAAUGGGAAAUCAAGUCCAGAAAGUCUCAAUAUUCCUCAGAGCCAAUACAAGUUGUAAACAUUUCAUGUCACAAAACAACUGAUCUAAACUUAGCCCUUGUCUACAAAUACAAGUCAAGCCUGUUCUUGAGCUCUGUUCUAACAAAGGGAAGGGAAAGCAUAGAUUGAGUAUAUCCAAAGUUUGUGCAGUAUUCACUAUUCUUUCAACACGUGACAUUUUUCAAGAGCACUUCUUAAAUUAAACAUGUGGUACCUGUGCUGGUCACAGGAGUUGAGGGUGCCAACAUUUUGUUCUUUGCUGUAGUACAUGUACCUGUAGUUCUAUUAUUGAAGACAGUUAUUUUUUAACUUGUAUUAUGGAUGAUUUUCAAUGAGUUUUUUCUUUACUUCUGUUGGUUCACUGUAUUAGUUAGUAUUCCUUGUGAAUACAGAGGGUUUCAUUAGUUGUAUACAACAAAUUUUUCUUUUUAUAUCGCAACAUUUACUGCUGGCAGUAAUUAAAACUUUUGUAGCACAUGUAGCAUCAGUGGUGUCAGUUGAACGAAGAUAACUAGCAAUUCAUAGAUCGCACAAAAGUUUUGAUCAGAAUGAGUUUUUUUAUUUCUCUUAAUGGAAUACAAUAUCCUGGUGAUUACCUAUUUAUACAACCAAACGGUUCCUUUAUCAUUUGAUGUUUAAAUACAUUAUCUACUAAACAAAGGAAAGUUUUAAAAUGAUGAUUAGUGUGUCAGAAUUAACCAAUCGCAGGCCAGGAACUAAAUUCAGACUGUCACGCUGAUCAAGCCAAGGACUGCUACUUCCAUCAGAUUAUUUUACACUACACUAUUUGAUGUAUUAAUUUAGAAAACCUAACAAACUCCCACACAUUUUUACAGUAAAAUAUUUUAACUUGACGAAUGAUGCCUUUGGUUCUACAUUUUUUAUU